Cryptomeria japonica (Japanese cedar) is the source of this 1355-nucleotide messenger RNA. RefSeq names its product ethylene-responsive transcription factor ERF024. Gene Ontology annotation, molecular function: DNA-binding transcription factor activity; DNA binding. Gene Ontology annotation, biological process: regulation of DNA-templated transcription. Lineage: Eukaryota; Viridiplantae; Streptophyta; Pinopsida; Cupressales; Cupressaceae. The transcript has a single exon. Bases 63 to 683 code for a protein of 206 amino acids. The record is from RefSeq and is a predicted model, not a curated record.
AAUCUUUACUACUCUGGCCGUUGGAAAACAUAAUUUCAGCGCAGACAAGUUAGUUUUUUGCUAUGGCUUCAGCAAGUGAUGAACCAAAAGCAAUCGAGGCUUCGAAUGAAGGAGAAGAGAGAAAGGAGUUGAAGUACAAAGGGGUGCGUCAUCGGAGUUGGGGGAAAUGGAUAUCUGAAAUUCGUGUGUCGAAGAAGAAGAGCAGAUUAUGGCUUGGGUCAUAUGACAGUCCUCACAAGGCCGCUAGGGCUUACGAUGCAGCUGCUCUGUGUUUGAAGGGUCCCUCCGCUGUGCUCAAUUUUCCUCACGCUGCACACACUCUGCCCCGCCCAGCUCAAUCUCUUCCGCAAGACAUCCAAUCCGCUGCUUCGGCGGCUGCGCAGUCAUUUGAUGAGCACAGAAUGCUUAUACUUUCUCCUCCCUCGGAAGCCCAAUCUUCUAAAUCCCCUGAAGAAAAAGAAAUAGAGAGAGAAGUUUGCUGUGAAUCGGGCAAUGGGGAGACCCAAGAGGCUUAUUCGAUGCUAUCAAUGAGCGAAGUGGAUUCGUGGGCAGAUUCGAUGUUUGAGUCGCCCAAUAUGAUGUUGAGUAUGGCGGAGGCUCUGCUUCUCACACCCCCUCGAAUCCAUGAAUACGAUGACGAGAGUGAAUCGGUAAAGCAAAUUUACCCCCUGUGGAAUGAUUGAGUAAGUUAAUCAAAUUAGUUAUACAAUCCCUCUUUCUAAUUAACGUUACUUAACUUAAACUGGCGUGUCUGCCAGGUCUUAUGUUGAAGUACGGAAUGUAGGGUAUUAUGCAAAUCCGCCGGAGCCCACCGAGAGAUUUUUUAUGAUGCUUUAUCCAUGGGGAUUAUUAAUAUUACGUAUACUAUUCUUCAACGAUGAAAUUGCGUGGCGAGAAAAUUUGCAUAAAUACAAAAUGGAGUACGAGUCAAACGCAAAAUACGAGAUAUUAAUUAGCCGAUAGGCUAUGUGUCGUAGCAGCUUGCGCCCGGCAAGUUGUCUCACGCCGGGAAAAACAACUUUCAGGCGGAUAAAACAUUCCUCGCCCUUGCCUGAAAACAGAUUUCAACUUGCAACCAAUACUUUCGUUUAAAAGGCUGCAAAAAUCUCGCCUCGACCUCAACAAUCCAGUCGGUCUAAAACCCGGGUAUUUUACAUUAUUUUUCGCUUACUGUGAAUUGAUUGAAGCGGCAGCUGGAGGGAAAGUGGUUUUGGUCAGUCUCAUUGAAGAAAAAAACCUGCUUUUGUAGGGUUUCGUAAUAUUUUUCCUGCAAACUCUGCCCAUUUUUUCUGAUCGACAUCGUUGUUAGCACAACAAAAUUUGUGCAGAAUCUUGAGGUAAGCCACUUGUCAUGG